Messenger RNA from Pseudozyma flocculosa PF-1, 1482 nucleotides. RefSeq lists its product as uncharacterized. The coding region runs from base 1 to 1482 and encodes 493 amino acids. The transcript has 2 exons. Lineage: Eukaryota; Fungi; Basidiomycota; Ustilaginomycetes; Ustilaginales; Ustilaginaceae. Gene Ontology annotation, cellular component: cytoplasm. Gene Ontology annotation, molecular function: guanyl-nucleotide exchange factor activity. The record is from RefSeq and is a predicted model, not a curated record.
AUGGAAGCUCUGUCUUCCCCUGGUCGAUCCGAUCCCCAGCACUCGGUCGUAGGGCUCGGAAGCAACCUGUUUCGACAGAUCCGCCAAGGCUGCAACCAGGACAAGGAGACGCUCGACCUGGAUCACGACGCGGAUGAGAUCGUCAUCGGCCCCGUCGCUUGCGUCGGCAUUGACGCUCAACACCAAGCCAUCCUCGGCGUCGUGGCCGCCAACUGGUCCCAAAUCAUAUUCCGCUCCGCGCGUCCCGACUCGCUCAUCGCCCGGGGUUACGACUACCAGUCCCUUCAACUACACCUCGACCGCAUCUGUGCCCAGCCCUGCAACGACUCGAAGGACAGAACAGUGAUAGCGUGGCUCGGCGAAGAUGCCUUCACCGCUUACAUCGAUACCGAUGGGCUGCUGCAACAGCUGGCCCCGGUGAGCAACGCAAGUGAGGGGCCACGUCGGAUCCACGGCCUCGGCCCCUGGCGCACCGCGGCAAUGGACAAGCGCGGAAGGAUCGUGGCCAUCGACCUUGCCGGCAACGCCUAUCUCUUCGCCUCGGUUUCGGAGAUGAUGGCGGCGGCUAAUGCUGUCGAUUCCGCUGAACUUGAAGACCUCCAGCAUCGCUACCGCUUCGCCUUCCCCGGCGCCCCAGAUUCGCGGCCCGUCUUCACCGCAGUUGUCGCCGGCUGGGCACACUUCGUUCUCGUGGCCGAUUCCGCCAUCUGGCCUCUAUGGGCGCUAGGGGACACGCGAUUCGGAGUGGUGCCAAUGCCACCUCGCCUCUCGACGGCAGCAAAGGGAGCUGCGGGCCGCCUUGACGGACGAGAGGAGCGUCCAGACGAGGAACUGCUGGUACCGCUCGAGUUCUUCUCUCGCUUCCGCGCCGGCUUUCCCACCUCGGUGGCGCAGGUCGCUUGCGGAGGCAGGCACGUCCUGGUCCGUACUGACAGCGGCGACGUCUACGGCUGGGGCUGGAACGGACAGGGUCAGAUCUGUCGGCUCCAACAGCAGCCCGGCGGCGUCCACGACGAGGCCCUCACGCAGCCCGUCUUGGUCGAGCUGCCGGUGCAACGGGGCCAGGCGGAGCCCGUCAUUGUCGACAUUGCCUGCGGAUCGGAUCAUUCGGUGCUCGUCGGUCAACACGGAGAGCUCUGGAUCGCUGGCUCAAACGAGCAUGGCCAGCUCGGCAUGUCAUGGCCGUCGAGGCAGAGCAGUCCGUCCGACGCAGACGAGUCGCUGCCAACCAGCCUGGACGCCGGCGAGCGAGCCUCCUCUGCUACACAAUGGAGACCCUCGCAACAUCGAGCGAUCUCACAGACGGCAACUCAAUGGCCAUGCAGCGACGGCCCGAUAUCUCAUCCAGCCUUCGGACCGCGGAGGCCAUACGCAGCUCAGCACGCCAUCUGCGGCGGCUGGAACACGGUCAUUGAUGUUGUUACCUCGACAGAGCCGGAACCGUGCAGCGCAAAGACGAUGGCAGAACAUGGACCGGCGUAG